Nestor notabilis (Kea) is the source of this 1197-nucleotide messenger RNA. Its product is annotated as DNA topoisomerase I, mitochondrial-like. Gene Ontology annotation, biological process: DNA topological change; DNA replication. The annotation marks the transcript as partial. Gene Ontology annotation, molecular function: DNA topoisomerase type I (single strand cut, ATP-independent) activity; DNA binding. The record is from RefSeq and is a predicted model, not a curated record. The transcript is spliced from 9 exons. Gene Ontology annotation, cellular component: chromosome; mitochondrial nucleoid. NCBI's taxonomy places the organism in Eukaryota, Metazoa, Chordata, Aves, Psittaciformes, Psittacidae.
GAGAUGACCUUAGCGGAGCAGAAGAUAAUCAAGGACCUGGACAAGUGCGACUUCAGCGAGAUCCACAAGUACUUUGUGGACAAAAGUGAGGCACGGAAAGUGCUCCCCAAAGAGGAGAAACAGAAACUGAAGGAGGAGGCAGAGAAGAUCCAGGAGGAAUAUGGGUACUGCAUCCUGGAUGGGCACCGGGAGAAGAUAGGCAACUUCAAAACCGAGCCUCCGGGGCUUUUCCGUGGCCGUGGUGACCAUCCCAAGAUGGGCAUGUUGAAGAAGAGGAUCAUGCCAGAAGAUGUUAUCAUCAACUGCAGCAAGGACUCCAAGAUCCCUGAGCCACCAGAAGGGCACAAGUGGAAGGAGGUGCGCUGUGACAACACCGUUACCUGGCUGGCCUCGUGGACAGAGAACAUCCAGCACACUUUGAAGUACAUCAUGCUGAACCCCAGCUCCAAGCUGAAGGGGGAGAAGGACUGGCAGAAGUACGAGGUAGCUCGGCGCUUAAAGGAUGUUGUCCACAGUAUCCGUGCUCAGUACCGGAUCGAUUGGAAGUCCAAGGAGAUGAAGAAGCGGCAAAGAGCGGUGGCCCUUUACUUCAUUGAUAAGCUGGCCCUGCGAGCCGGCAAUGAGAAGGAGGAAGGUGAGACUGCGGACACCGUCGGCUGCUGCUCCCUACGUGUGGAGCACAUCAGGCUGCACCCUGAGCUGGAUGGGCAGGAGCAUGUGGUGGAGUUUGAUUUCCUUGGCAAAGACUCCAUCCGUUACUACAACAAAGUGUCCGUGGAGAAGCUGGUGUUCAAGAACCUGAAGCUGUUUAUGAAGAACAAGAACCCAGCAGAUGACCUCUUUGACAGGCUCAAUACAUCCAUCUUGAACAGACACCUCCAGAGUCUGAUGGAUGGUUUGACUGCCAAAGUGUUCAGGACCUACAAUGCCUCCAUCACGCUGCAGGAGCAGCUCAAGGCCCUCACCAACUCUGAAGACAACGUUGCAGCAAAGCUCCUCUCCUACAACCGAGCUAACCGAGCAGUGGCCGUCCUGUGCAACCAUCAGAGGUCUACACCAAAAACCCAUGAGAAGUCAAUGCAAAUCCUCCAGACGAAGAUUGAUGCCAAGAAACAACAAGUGGAGGAAGCCCAACAAGAGCUGAAGAAAGCUGAAGAUGAGUUCAAUGACACAAAAGAUGCCAAAGCAGAAGCGUGA